This is a messenger RNA of Alligator sinensis (Chinese alligator), 3864 nucleotides long. RefSeq names its product cholinergic receptor nicotinic alpha 5 subunit (gene CHRNA5). Gene Ontology annotation, cellular component: neuron projection; synapse; postsynaptic membrane. The transcript is spliced from 6 exons. Gene Ontology annotation, molecular function: transmembrane signaling receptor activity; acetylcholine-gated monoatomic cation-selective channel activity. Gene Ontology annotation, biological process: regulation of membrane potential; monoatomic ion transmembrane transport; chemical synaptic transmission. Bases 1710 to 3029 code for a protein of 439 amino acids. Lineage: Eukaryota; Metazoa; Chordata; Crocodylia; Alligatoridae. The record is from RefSeq and is a predicted model, not a curated record.
CUUUCGUAGAUGAGCCUAUGAACUUCACUUCAUAAAUCUACUGGAUACAAAAUGGACUUAAUACAGACAUUGGAUUUAUGACACAUUACAACCUGCCUGACAUCUGAUACCCCAGUAACCUGCCUGUAGCUGAUCACUUACAUUUCUUCACACAAUUCCCUCCUUCCCCCUCUCCCCUCCUAUCUCUACCCAUUGGCUUCCUAACUUCCACACAUUUGCAUUUUCACAGAUCUGCUUGUUAUAAAUUAGCUUCUUUUGUACCUUGGAGAACAUAUAACAGCAGCAGAGUCUCCCUGUCCCCGACGAAGGUGUUUGUGCCCAAAAGAUGGCAAAGAACUUUUUUCCAAUGAUUUAGUUGAUCUAAUAAAAGAUAUAUCUGCCCAAAGAACCUUGCUUGCCAGGACUACUUGAACAAACCUGUGCCAAAUGCUGGCAGUUUCCGAUGUGCAAACAAGCUUCACCAAGAUUAUUGCUUCACAUGUUCAGUCUACAAAAUCUGCAUUAGCAGAAUAUGAAUCAAUCUUGACUGUAGCAGAUAAAGCAAGAGAUACUCAAGAUAACUAUGUUCUGCACACUUUACUUGUACCUAGAAGCUGGACAGACUGUGACCGGCCUGCUUUUCAAACACAGCUGGUUCACAUUGUGUCUGUCAGUUUUUCUACCAUGGCAUGCUGUAUAAAGGCUGUUGUAAACUACAGGUUAGAAUUUAACAAGAUUUUGGCAUUUCUCUCUGAUAAUGCAACAUAUAUGUGUAAAGCUUUCUUGGAUGUGCUCCAUGGAAUGAUGCCCAAUGCAAUUCAUAUCACCUGCAAUGAACACAUCCUUUCCUGAUGUGGAUAGUUUGGUUUCCUCUUUUAAAAAAGAGUUCGAAUAUUGUACAGGCCGUAAGCUUCACUACAGGGGGUCCAUUGCCAAUCAAAGUGGGAUCUACAUGCGACUGUGUCACUUCCACCACAGCCAGUGCUUACAAGAUGGAAUUUGUGGUUUAAUGCAGUUUAUUACCAUGCAAUAUGAAGUACUACCAGCAAUCUGUGUGCAAAGAGCUUGAAAUCACACCCAGCACACAGUACAUACCUAAAUUACAUGAUCUCCUAAGAUAAGGUGACAUUGAAGAUCAAGUUAAGUUUGUGAUCCAGUUAAUGGAACUUCUAAUGUGGUUUGAAAGCUGACAGGCUUUGAUUCACCAAGCACACAACACGCAGAUGGGUUUGAUAAAUCGGGUCAAAGAUGUACCAUCACAACUUUCAGACUGUCAAUGUGAUAACCAAUGGAGACGAGAACUAUUCUAGGCAAUAGCUGUGAAGUUGAAUCAGUACUACUAGUACUGUCACGACCACUGUGGUUUAAACAACCAUGUGCCUCCCUUUUUUAGUGCUGUUUGCAUUUUUUACCCUAACCAGAUAUCUUGACUGAGAUUUGACCCUCAGCGACUGAAAUCAAUCCCUGGAUGGCAGAAAGAGCAUGACAAGGAACAUUCUGCUUACAUGAACUUUGCAAAGAGUGCCAGAUGCCUUUGACUGUGGUUUGGGACUCCAUUUCUGAUCACUUUUCACAUCUCUACAACUUGGCAAAACACUGCCUUACCAUUCCACCAAAUUCAGUGGUUGCAGAAUGUGUGAUCUCAGUAUAUGGACAAGUGUUCAGACCGCAAAGACAAAAGAUGUCAGCUGCAAAUAUUGGUGGAUGCUGCAUGCUAGUUAACAACUAAUAUGAACUGUUUCUAUCAAGGUAUAUCAGAACCUUCCUUUAUUGCAAAAAGUGAAGAUCGCUUAUUUAAGCACUUGUUUCAAGACUAUCAGAGAUGGGUUCGCCCAGUGGAACGCUUGAAUGACACAAUAAAAAUAAAGUUUGGUCUUGCAAUCUCCCAGUUAGUGGAUGUGGAUGAGAAAAAUCAGUUGAUGACGACAAAUGUCUGGUUGAAACAGGAAUGGAUAGAUGUAAAAUUAAGGUGGAAUCCUGAAGACUAUGCUGGAAUAACAUCUAUUCGUGUCCCAUCAGAUUCCAUUUGGAUCCCAGACAUUGUGUUGUAUGACAAUGCAGAUGGCCGUUUUGAAGGAACUUCUACAAAAACAGUAGUAAAAUAUGAUGGCACCAUUGCUUGGACUCCACCAGCAAACUACAAAAGUUCCUGUACUAUUGAUGUUACCUUCUUUCCAUUUGACCUCCAAAACUGCUCUAUGAAAUUUGGUUCCUGGACUUAUGAUGGCUCACAGGUUGAUAUAAUUCUAGAAGAUUAUGAUGUUGACAAGAGAGAUUUUUUUGAUAAUGGAGAAUGGGAAAUAGUAACUGCAACAGGAAGCAAAGGGAACAGAACCGAUGGAUGCUGCUGGUAUCCAUUUAUUACUUAUUCAUUUGUAAUCAGACGUUUGCCUCUUUUCUACACAUUGUUUCUCAUUAUUCCCUGUAUAGGACUUUCAUUUUUAACUAUCCUUGUCUUCUAUCUUCCUUCAAAUGAAGGUGAAAAAAUCUCUCUCUGUACUUCGGUACUGGUAUCUUUGACUGUCUUCCUUCUUGUCAUAGAAGAGAUUAUUCCAUCAUCUUCUAAAGUUAUACCACUUAUUGGAGAAUAUUUGGUGUUUACUAUGAUUUUUGUGACACUGUCCAUUGUGAUAACUGUCUUUGCUAUUAACAUUCAUCAUCGUUCCUCCUCUACACACAAUGCUAUGGCACCAUGGGUCCGCAAGAUAUUUCUUCAUAAACUUCCAAAACUACUUUGCAUGAGAAGUCAUGUAGAUAGGUAUUUUGCUCAGAAAGAAGAAAGUAGCAAUAUCAGUGGAUCAGAAUCAUCCAGGAAUACCUUGGAAGCAGCUCUAGAUUCUAUCCGAUACAUUACAAGACAUGUCAUGAAGGAGAAUGAAGUUCGUGAGGUGGUUGAAGACUGGAAAUUUAUAGCUCAGGUGCUUGAUCGAAUGUUUUUAUGGACUUUUCUUCUGGUUUCAAUAAUUGGAUCACUUGUGUUAUUUAUUCCUGUUAUUCAUAAAUGGGCAAAUAUAAUUGUACCAGUCCAUAUAGGAAGUACAAAUACAUAAACUAUUUUUGAGGUGCCGUUACUCUUCUGAACCCUAUUUAUAAAAGGUGUCCAGUAGCUUUAUAGUUAUGCAAAUUCUAUAUAGGGCACAUUUUAAAAACUGAAUUAUAAAAACUGAAACAUGUUUAAGCAACACAUUUUAGAAUAGAGUAUUGCUGAGUGUUAGUCUAAGAAUUAAUUUCUACAUCAGUCUGGAUAAAACCAGAAAGACUUUUUCAGGCAUUUGCAUGUAUGCUAUGCCAAAAAAAUACAAUAGGUUGCUACCUAUUGGGUGCAUCUACAUGUCGCCCUACUGUGAUGUAGCAGUAGACGCACGUGAUUGCCAGCUACGUUGCCAUAGUGGUGCACUCCCUGGGUAUAGUGCACUGCUAUAGCGACGUAGUGGCAAAAUGUAACUAUGUGCCAUGCGCAAGGCACAGUAACUGCCCAUACUUCACUCUACUUUUGUUCUUCCAAACGGAAAUACUAAACCAUUGUGGCAUAGCAGUGUCACUGUAUGGCAAUGUGUAGGCACACCCAUUGAGAAGUGGAGGGAUUUAAAAAGCCAAACAAACUCGGAAUUUGUUUUUAGAUGCUAAUUGUUUAGAACUGGCAAAAUACUAUAUAAACUGUUUGACUGAGUAUUAAACAUUUGCACAUGUUUAUGUAAUAGUGUUCUGGUUUGUUACUUCAGUUUAUUACUGUGGGUGGCAGAGGAUUUUUAAGAAAACUAACUCUUUUAAGCAUGUUGGAAAAUUCCAGGGCUUUUUUUAGAACAAAUGAAAAUGCAAAGAAUUCAAAAACAAUAACCAGCUAUUCUAACGCACUUGUUAAAAUAUGUAAAUAAAAAUAGUGAU